Messenger RNA from Naumovozyma dairenensis CBS 421, 2118 nucleotides. RefSeq lists its product as uncharacterized. Gene Ontology annotation, molecular function: nucleic acid binding. The transcript has a single exon. The record is from RefSeq and is a predicted model, not a curated record. Bases 1 to 2118 code for a protein of 705 amino acids. NCBI's taxonomy places the organism in Eukaryota, Fungi, Ascomycota, Saccharomycetes, Saccharomycetales, Saccharomycetaceae.
AUGGAUCCACACUUGGAACAUCAAAAUGAUAAAACUGAAAAGAAUAACAAGGCUGUUCACAAUGAAUUUCAUUUGCACCACAAUAUUGUGACCGACGACGAUGAUGAUGAUGACGAUGAUGGAUUUAUUAAGAAAAUAAAUGAGGUAAGUAACUUUGAUGAACAACAAUUGAUAUUGGCAUUACGGCAUAUUAUAUCUUCUUAUUGCUUCCCCUCAGAAUCUCUGUUUAGAAGAUUAGCCAAGGAUUGCUUACGAAAUAGAAACCUAUUUAUUGAUUCACAGCAAAAUAAAUGGAUUCAUAAAUUUAUUGAUUAUUAUCGAUCCUUCUUCUCUAUUAAAGAUAGAUUUAAUUUACAAGAAUUUACUCAUCUACCAAAUUCUGAAAAUCUGAAAACAAUGGAAUUAUUUUAUGAACGACUGAAUAAUUUUUUCACUCGUUUCAAAUUUAAGAAGAAGAAUAUCUUUAAAAUUGAUGAAACCGUUUAUUCUUUACAAUAUAUGAAUUUUCUUUUCCCAAUGGAUAGGAAAAUCUUCUUUGAUAAUAAGGGAAUACAUAUUUUGGACGAUGAAGAUUUAAUCGAUAAGUUUAUAACCAUUACAGAAUGUAUCAUUGCAACAGGUGAAGUUUUCCCACCUUAUUUAGUAGUACCAAAUGACAUAAUCGCAACCAAUACUAGUUCUACUAAUACAAAAAUAUCAUUCACUGCAUCAACAAAUACUUUCUUUAGGGAAAACCCAAAUACAACUAGAGGUUGGAAAGUUUAUAAUAAUAAUAAUAAUAAUAUCAAUACGGAUGGCUCACAAAAGAAUAUACAAUCAAGUUUAGCUUGGCUUACUGAUAUCUUUGCUAAAAGAGAAUCAUUUAACAUAAAAGAAAAUAAACUAUUAUUAAUUGAUGAAGAAUCAAGAUAUUUAAAUAUUCCCUUCAUUUUGAAAUGUAAAGAAUUAAACAUUAAAUUAUUCCUUAUACCAAAUUACGCGACUUCAUGGUUUCAACCUUUGGAAAUUAGUACCUUCGGAUUAAUUAGAGGUUACGUGGAUAGUAAUUUGCCAUCUUUGACGAAUAUUCACGAUAAUAAUAAUAACCCGAAGGACCACCGUUUGCAAAUUGAUCCAAUGAUUAGUAAUUUAAAUAUAUGUUUAACCACAUAUUCAAAGGCAAGAUCAAUUGGAUUUUACCCCUUCGAUAUUAAAUCUGGAUUUAAAAAUUGUGGUAUAUUACCAUUAAAUAAAAAUAUUGUACAAGAGAGAAUUUUCUCAAAUGAACCAUCCCCAAAUAUGAAUACCAUUACAAGAAACCUUCCAAAUAUAAUGGCAGAACAUUUAUCAACAAUAAAACCAAAUCCGUGUACCUCGGGCAUUCUGGCAAUGCCACAAAAACGUCAUCAUAUCCAUGAGAGAAUUCAAGAUAUAUAUGGCCUCCCUAAUAAAAAAUCAAGAAUUAAUCCCGAAAAUAGUACUAAUCUUACAGAAAUAAAAUCUCCUUCUACUACAGUUAAGUCAACAGUAAAGCAGACUAAUGAUGAUAAUAAAUCAGAAACUGGAAAAGAUACAUCUUUACCAUUUAAUUUCCGUAAACUAUGCCAAAAUAAGAAAUCAUUAUUAUUUGAUAGUUCCACCACCCAGGGAAAUAUUAUUAUUAGAAAAGACUCUGAGAAUGAGAAUGAACGGAGAAAUCAUCAAAUGUUCAAAAAAAAGCAAAAACUUGGCAAUAUUGUACCAGCCACAUCAGUUCUUCGAAGUUUAUUCGUACGUGAUACAAGUGUGGAUUCAAUAAGAAGUACCGAUGAAGAAGAUUCAAAAGUCACAGAUAACAAUGCUAAUAUGACUGGCAUUGAAGAAAUGAUAAAUAAGAAAACAAACAUAAACAAGGACGUUGGAAAAGCGAAAGUGAAAAAAGUAAAUAAUACAAAUAAUACAAAUAAUACAAAUGAUUCAAUAAAAAAUGAGAAGAAGGAUGAUGAUUCCAUUAUACCAUUUACUCACCAUUUGAUCCAUUCCAACAAGGAAGAGGGAGAAAAAAAUCAGGAGGCGGUUAAAGAUCUAGGUAGUAUACAUACAAUAGAACUUGAAUCUAGCGAUUAUGAUGAUGUUGAAGAAGUUAACAAUAGUAGUUGA